This is a messenger RNA of Xiphophorus hellerii (green swordtail), 823 nucleotides long. Its product is annotated as gamma-crystallin N-like. The record is from RefSeq and is a predicted model, not a curated record. The transcript has 6 exons. Gene Ontology annotation, biological process: lens development in camera-type eye; visual perception. Lineage: Eukaryota; Metazoa; Chordata; Actinopteri; Cyprinodontiformes; Poeciliidae. Gene Ontology annotation, molecular function: structural constituent of eye lens. Bases 120 to 743 code for a protein of 207 amino acids.
UAUGAAUGGCCCCGCGGGCCCCGGCGGCCGCAUCAGGAGCAACCUGAGCCUUCUGGUAGCUCUGCGCUGCAUCAACGCGCCAUAUUUAAGGCGCUUUCUGGCUGCCUCGCAGAGCUGACAUGAACAUCUUCACUAAGGUCCCAGGAUUAACCCAACAAACCAGCAAACUGGGGUCUGUGCUCCAACGUGCCUUUUACGGGUCCACUGGGAGGGUGACCCUUUUCGAGCAGCGAAACUUCGCUGGCAGACGACUGGACCUGAACUCUGACUGUCCCAGGAUCAGCGACAAGAACUUCCCAGAGAGAUGUAACUCCGUCCAGGUGGACAGCGGAGCAUGGGUUGGGUUCGAGCAGGAGAACUACCGGGGCCGUCAGUACCUGUGGGACAUGUCCGACCGCGGGGAGUACAACUGCUACGACCGCUGGUGCGCCCAGGUGGACCACGUCUCCUCGGUCCGCUCCGUUAAGCAGGACAACAAUCCUCCCAGGGCGCAGCUGUUCGAGCGAGCCGGUUUCUCUGGGAAGAAGAUGGAGAUCCAGGAUGACAUUCCCAACCUGCUGAGCCGCUACAACCUCAACAGAGUGGCGUCCAUCCGCGUCCUGGGAGGAGCCUGGGUGGUGUACCAGGAGCCCAACUACAGGGGGCAGCACUACAUCCUGGAGAAACGGGACUACCACAACUUCAACGACUGGGGCAGCCAGAACAGCACCGUGGGCUCCAUGCGCAGAGUCCGAUUCAGCUGAGCCAGAACCUCGACCCGACAACCAGCACUACCGGAGCCUGUCAGCUCUACACAGAAAAUAAAGACUAUUUUAGUAAUAAA